AUGCAUGAUAUUUUACGAAGUACCGAAAUUAAAUUACCAAAUUCAUUAUUUCAUUCAUUAGCAGAUUUAAGUUGUUCACAAUCAUCACUUCAUGAUAAUGAAUGUGGAACAAUUGCCCUUAGGCCGAAAAAAGGAAGGACUCGUAACUUAACUGGUUAUUCGAAUUCCGGAUCGAAAGAGUCGGUCAAUAAUAUUACCAAUAAUAGUAAUAAUAAUACAGAUCGCGAUCGUACCUUGAAAUAUCCGAAUCGGGGAUCAUUUUUGGAAAAUAUAUCAAAACCAAAAGAAUGGAAAUCUGUACCACAGUUAGCAAAUCUAUUUUUAAUUGGUUCACCAUUAGCCUUAUUUAUAUCAGUGAAUGAUUUAUGUCCACCAACAUAUAUAAAUCCAUCGACUCAUUCAUUACAAUUAACUAAUUCUACGGAUGAUGAACGAGAUCCAACAAGUAAUUCACAUUCAAUACAAAAUAGUAUUACAUCAACAACAACAACAACAACAACAACAUCAACAUCUAAACAUACAGGUAUUGAUUUAGAUGAAAUUGAUCCUGAAGCAUUAUUUUCAUAUUUUGCAUGUCGAAGAGUAUUCAAUAUAUUUCAUUCAUAUGAUCCAGUGGCAUAUCGUUUAGAACCAUUAUUAUUGAAACAUUAUGCUAAUAUUAGCCCUGUUGUUAUACCGAAAGCAUCAAUUAGUCAUUUAGAAAAAUGUUUAUCAAUUAAAGAUAUUUCACUUAUUAAUAAUAAUAAUAACAACAACAAUAAAUCAAAUCAAUCAGAUAGUCAAACACCAACAUUAAAAGGUUCUAAUACAUCAUUAACAGCAAUUGAUGAUAUUGAAUCAACACAUUCAAUGCAUACAUUGGAUUUAUCUGAUUCAGAUAGUGAUUCAUCUGAUCUAUCAUCAAAUGAUGCUAGUGGUAGUCAUGGUUCUGAUCAUAAAGAACAAAAAAGAAAAUUUUUCAAACGUUUAAGUGUUGUGGAUGAAAAUUCCGUUUAUAAACAACAUCAAUCAUUAGCAAUGAAAAUAUUCAGUAAUUAUAUAACUAGACGAUCAUCUAAUGUAACUAAUUUAAAUCCAAUAUUAUGUCAAAUGCGUUCAAUGCCAACAACAAAUGAAAAACAACUUCGACGUCGUGUUGAUUAUGAAUGGCAAAAAUCAUUUUCACCACUUGCUAUAUUAGGUGCACAUAAUAGUUAUUGGAGUAGUCAUGAAUUAGCAUUUUUUAUGCUUUAUCAAAUAUUUGGACCACCACAUACUUUACGUUAA
Molecule: messenger RNA, 1266 nt
Organism: Schistosoma mattheei
Lineage: Eukaryota; Metazoa; Platyhelminthes; Trematoda; Strigeidida; Schistosomatidae
Source: the annotation of a GenBank genome assembly